This is a messenger RNA of Hydractinia symbiolongicarpus, 7959 nucleotides long. RefSeq lists its product as uncharacterized. Gene Ontology annotation, biological process: protein dephosphorylation. Bases 422 to 5218 code for a protein of 1598 amino acids. The transcript is spliced from 34 exons. The record is from RefSeq and is a predicted model, not a curated record. Gene Ontology annotation, molecular function: protein tyrosine phosphatase activity. Lineage: Eukaryota; Metazoa; Cnidaria; Hydrozoa; Anthoathecata; Hydractiniidae.
AAGUUUUACUUGUGUGUUGAAGUUUAAUGAAGACACAACAAUAAGAGUACCAUAGGUUGAUCAAUGUAUAGUUUUUUGUUUAUGUAAAAAAACAAGGUUUUCUUACAGGCUAUGUAAAUAAUUUUUGGUUGGGAAUAAGAUUUAUUGUUUUGAAGACUCAUUGCAAAUUGAUGAAGCUGUGAAGUUGUAUACAAUGUAUGUUGUCACGGAGAUUAAUAUGUAUUAUCAGACUGAAGGCAUCAUGCUGGUUUUUAACUUCCUUCUAUGAGUAUUUACAAGAACUAAUGUUGUUGUUUGUGUUUGGCUGUUGUUGAUACUGGGAUAAGCAUGGCAUGUUAUCAAAGAAAAUCAUGAGAUUCUACUUUGUUGGAAUUAUGUUUUACUUCUAUCAAACGCAUGUUUGGAUCGUAUUCCCCUGGGAAUGUCUAAUGGUUAUAUUAAUUCCAACCAGAUUACUGCGCAUUCAUCAUUCAACGAUGUUUAUUUACCUUUCCAUGGAAGAUUAUUUUCUUCAGUGGCAUGGUGUGGGGAGAGUGGGACAUAUUUAGAAGAGUAUAAAUUACAAUGGUUUCAGGUUCGUUUUACCCAAAACACAAGAAUCAAUGGGAUGGCUAUCCAAGGUGAUCCAAAUUAUUACCAAAAUUUUAUCAGAAGAUUUAAGCUUCAGUUUUCGACCAAUGGAACUAAUUGGCAUAAAUUUGACUAUGGCAAGGAAUUUACAGCAAACGUUGAUAACAUUAAUGUUGUAUACAACUGGUUUACUACACCAAUGAUUGCUACAUAUGUUCGUUUGUAUGCAACACUUAUAGAGAGACAUAAUGAUUCUAUAGCUCAACCGUGUUUAAGAGUGGAAUUUUUUGGGUGUUCAAAGAGCAACACUUUUUUGCCACUGGGUAUGUCAACUAGCAUCAUAAAGAAUUCACAACUAACACAAAGUACUGGAGCUAACGCAACAGCAGCAAGAUUAUUUUAUCCUGGAAUAGGGUUGUAUAAACAGUCAACCUUUCCAAUGUAUUUGCAAGUUGAUUUUGUGACAAUUAAAGCUGUGACUGGUAUAUCCAUGGAAGGUGUAUAUCAAGCUUUUAAAAAGCAUUUUGUUAAAACGUACAAAUUGAGCUACUCAAAUGAUAGCAUAAACUUUAUCAGAUCUAAUCAGGUUUUUAAGGAAAAUACAGAGGUAUCUGCAGUUUUUAUUCCUUUAUGGCAACCAACACUAAUGAAAAAUAUGAGAAUAACAGCAAUUAGCUGUGCAGGACAUUGUAGUAUGAAGGUUGAAAUUUAUGGUUAUGAUUUAGAAUGUUCACAGAUUAUGAAUUUGAGUAUAUCUGUGAAUAAUGGUGCAUCUAGAACAAAUAUGAAUAUUGACAGUCCAACUACAUGGUGUUUAAAAGGCAUUUCAGAUUAUGUUAAUGUUACGUUUAACAAACCAAUAGUGAUCUCUGGAAUUGUUUUGCAAGGAGAUUCAAAUACAGAUGGCUGGGUGAAAACCUACAAAGUACAAUAUGGUGUGCGUAAAAAUCGAUUCCUUGAGAAUCUAAUUGGUGUAUCUGAACGAAUAUUUCCAUUAUCUGUAAACUGGUUAAAUCCUCACGUCGUAACCAGUUACUUGUAUAUCAUUGCGACAUCUUGUAACCAUAAUAAAUGCUGUUUGAGAUUCCAAUUGAAAGGAUGUCAAUUAGAUCUCAAAAAGCCUCAUUCCAUAAAAGCAAGUUUGUCUUCAUCUACAAUCACAUUUACUUGGAAGGCAUCGACUUCACAACCUCUCUCAGUCAAAUAUCAUCUUGCAAUAUCAGCAUCUAAGGAUUAUGAACAUAAACACAACUUUUCUUUUCAAACUAUCAACACUACCACAUCUGCUUUAAGUUUCAACGUUUUUAAUGUUAACGUUGCAGCAGCUCGUGUUCAGAUUAAUAUUACAGCAGAUAUUCAAGGCGUUACAGAAUCUGCCGCACCGUUCAACUUUUACAUUCAACCAAAAAAACCACCACCACCUGGAUUUACUAAGAUUAAUUGUUUAAAUGAAACUAACAACAUUACGAGUAUCACAUUAUAUCGCAACAUUACGUGUAUAACAUUGACUUCUUCGUCAGAUAGUAAUGGACCAAUCAGCUAUUACGAAAUUGUGAUAUCAACUACGAGAAAGUCUAAUCUACCAACUCAGCUAAAAAAACAAAAAGAAUCAGAGUUAAAGAAUCUUGAUUAUUUUCUUGCUGCUAUGGUGUAUGCUGAUGAUCUGUCACCAGAUGGUAUAAAAUAUUACUUUGUGGAAGGCAAAGAGUACGUUGAUGGCUUAAAUGCAAGAAUAUCAACCAUGGAGAAGUAUUACCUGUAUGCUCGAGCUGUAAUAUAUGGAAAUGAUAUCUCAAAACAUGGAUUUGACAAUAUCAGCUACUUUGGAAAUUUAACUCAAGUUACAAUUGAACGCGAUUCCUUAAAGUUACUUGUGCCAGAGAUAUUUGUCAGAAACAAGACUUCAGUUAAGCUGGUCAAAGGACCGUCAAAUUUAAGGUAUAUGUAUAUUGUCAUCAUGAAAAUUAACAGGACAGUAUGGCAGGAAAAGGAACCAUUGUUGUAUAAACAAAUUAACUUGAAGACAUAUGAAACAGCAGAUUAUGACGAACCAUACAUAGCUGGUGUAUUCAACAAAAGACAGUUGCUUACUGUUGGUGAUUUUGUGUUAGGAGAUAAUUCAACCUAUACGGUAUCCACAAGUCAUGCUUGGAAAACGAAUUUGGUAACGGAGUAUAGAAAUGGUCCUUUAGUUGAUGGAGAAACGUAUGCUGUAUUUCAGCGAAUACAAGUGAAGGAUGUGUUGUCUUCUACAAGAUGGUCUAGAUUAUUCGUUUACCAUAGCAAUUCUCCAACAAAUUACUCUCCUCCUUCUUCAAAUCUCUUAUUGAUUAUUGGCAUUUCAGUGGGUGCGGUUACUGUAUUAGUCAUAUUGGCAAUAGUAGUUUUCGUUAGGUUUAGGAAAUAUACUAUUUCAAAUAUAGAAGAGAUUGAUAGUGAUAGUAAAGGGAACAGUAUUCAGAGUAAACAUAAAAACGACAUAGUUUUGAAUUACCGGAAUCUUGUAAAAAACGACCAAGACAAACUUCAAGAAUGCUGUAAAGAAGUUGAUGUUGAUGUCAAAAAUUACAUAUAUUACCAAGACAUGGAAAUAAAAGUUCAAGAUUGCAAUCACCAAAAUCAUGACAAUGCUGAUUUACAAAAGCAUGGAGAUUAUUAUGAAGAAGUCAAGAAUGUUGACCAAAGUAACAUUUAUGAAAAUGCGGUUAUGGAAGUUGAAUAUGAAAGUUGUGAAGAUUUUGUCAGCCAUAGUCUAACCAAUAAAGAAUGUUACGAAGAAGUUGAUAUUGCUGAUAAAAGUGAUGUUUAUUAUCAACACAUGAAUAUUCAAGAUGGGGAGUAUCAAGAUCUUAUAGCCAGUGAUUUGAACAAUCAAGAAUAUUAUAAAGAAUUUCAUCUUGCUGAAAAACAUGAUAAUUAUUAUCAAGACAUGGGCAUAAAAAUUCAAGAAGCCCAGUAUCAAGAUCUUGUGGACAGUGAUCUAAACAAUCAAGAAAGUUAUAAAGAACUUGAAAAUUGUAAAAAUCGCGUGCAUUAUGAAGACAUGACUCUAACAGCCCAGCAUGAACCUAUGGAUAAGGUGGAGUUUUCAAAAUUUUUUACCAUGCAGUCAAACUGUGACUUCGAAGAGAUUAAAAAACAAAUAGAUUUGUCAAUAAAGAAUUAUGAGUAUUUUUACUUCCAAGAUGAUGCUACAGCUGUGAAUGAAGUAACUGAAAUUCCAUCGGAUGAUGGUCAAAUUGGUUACAGUAUAUUUCAACAUGUACAGACAGAUAAUUCACCUGAUAUGUGGAAAAUUGUUUUCCAAAAGAAGUUUCAAAUUGUUGUUCUUAUCAAACCAUAUGAUGUUUUACGAUCACGGAAAAUCCUUGAUUUCUCAGUAGGAGAGUCAAGAAAACAUGGAAAUUAUAAUAUAUAUUUGCAUGAAACGAAGGUACUAUCAGAUCACACAAUUGAAGAGGUAGAAAUCCUCUAUGGAAAGCUGAAACAUAGAUUUUGUUUAUAUGAAAUUAUGGCAUUGCCGUUGAAGGAGUAUAUUGAUGCGACAGAAUAUUUAAUGAACAUAUGCAGAUCCUUAAAGCAAACAGCUCUAACCUCAAGCAAAACAAAAAUUUCUUUUAUUGACAUUUCUGGUUGUGGAUUUGACAUUAUUCUGAUUAUUGUCAUUCAAAAUUUGAUAAGAAUGAAAAAAGAAGAAAACAUUGAUAUUUAUAACACCUUCAAUAUGAUUAUCCGUAAAGUUCCUUUAUUGAAUGUCUGCUUUGAACAGUAUCUACUGAUACAUAAGGUGGUUUGGGAAAUCAUAACACAUGGUAACAAAUAUGUGUUACUUAGAAAGUUGAAAGAAGAAUGUAAUAAAGGUAAGAAGGAUAUAAAAGGAAGAUGUGUCAUUGAAAAAGAAUUUAAAGAGUUAAUUGAUUUACAAAAGUCAAUCAAAACAACUCUUAUUGCUUCCUCAAGUCCUUCUAAUGUCUCAAAAAACCGUUUUCCAGAAAUAGUUGCAUGUGACAGAAAACGUGUUAUUCUAUCACAAAGAUCAGAUUACAUAAAUGCUGUGUAUGUUGAUAGUUAUGAAAAAAGGAAUGCUUUUAUUGCAACACAAGCUCCAUUAAAAGAAACCGUUCUGGAUUUUUGGAACAUGGUUGCAAAGGAGAAUGUCACAAGCAUUGUAAUGUUGUAUAAUUUCAACGAAGGAAAGGAUGCCGAGUAUCCUGUGAUUUGGUUAGUUCCAAAUGAUAAUCUCGAAGGAAUCUCAGUUAAAUUGGUUUCUGAAGCAUCACAUGGUGUUAUAUUACUCAGAUAUUUUCUUUUAACACUAAAACAAGUAAAACGUUACGUCAACAUUUUCCAACUUACAAAUUGGUCUCUUACCAAACUUCCAAGCGUUAAAAAUGUUAUAUCGCUAAUUGGUGAACUUGAAAAGUCUCAGGAAAGACUUGGUGGUGGUACCGUCGUAGUAACAUGCAGUGAUGGUGCAUACCGAACUGGAACAUUUAUCGCUUGCAAGAAUGCACUGGAUCAAUUGAAAUUGGAGAAAGGUGUUGAUGUGUUCAAUAUAUUAAGAUGUAUAAGGCAAAGCCGACCAGAAUUUGUGCUGAAUAAGCAUCAAUAUGGCUUUAUUUAUGAAGUUGUUAGCACAAUGUUUUGAAGAGAGUGUUCGUACCAAAAAAGCGACAUAAUUUUCAUAAAAUGUUGUAUGUUCACGACUCACAAGAAACAUAGGUGUUUAUAUACGUGAGAAAAAGCACGAUAUUUUUUGUUUCAAAUUUUAAGUAAUGUUUUAGAUAAUAUUUUGUGAUUCGUUUGCGUUGUCAAAUUUUACUGAGUAAUUAUCAUAGGAGCAUAGUUUCCUACGUGGUUAACUACGGACAAGUAUACCUAUCUCUAGUUGUAACACUUUUUUUUCCACAGCCUAUUAUUUUAUUGGGAAAGGGUUCAGUUUUUUCUUCAAGCAACGCUGUUGAACAUUUCUUCAUGAACUAAAUAUAAGUUCAUGUGAUAUUUAAAUUUUACCCCAGAAUUUUUUAAUCAUUCUUUAUCACCAUUUUUUAGUACAUUUACCUUUUCAUUAUUCUGUAAACUAUUGGAAGGAAAUUGUAUUAUUACUUCAAGUUUAUCUUAAUACAUAAAGAUUAUCUAAUGUUCAACUUGAAAAAUUGUAAAAUCUAGUGGUGUUGGCAUCACUGUUUUAAGAAUGUAGUUAUUAAAUAUACGUAUACGCUUUAGUAAGUUCUAAUAGGAAAACGAUUUUUAGAUCAUUUUAUAAUAGAAUUACUUACACAUAACAUUUUUAUGAACUAUAAUUUUUUACGAGAUGCUAGAAUUUUUAUUUAAAAGUUUGUUUCUUUUUGACCAUUGUUGAUAUGUAAUUAAGAUGCAACACCCCUUAGUUUUUGUUACACAAGCACUUUUUCGCAUUGUAAUAAAUAGUAUGAUGGAAAUGAUAUUUCUUCACUUUUAGUGCAAGGUUGUGGUUGCUCUAGUUAAAAAUUUUCAUUUGCCCUCAAAGAUAUAACUACAAUGCAAUGGCUUCACCAAUCUUACUUAACUCAUUGACGUCAGUCUAAUGCAUUCACAUUGUGCCGCAAUGUCAGAAAAAUUAACAAAUAGGACAUAUAUUUUUCGGCUACAUCGAAGGAAAAAAUAUAUCCCCUUUGCUUGUCAAAAACAUACGGAUAGAUAGAAUGUAUUGCACUUUAUAUCUCAUUACAUUGUAUACCAUCUUGCUUUAUUUGUUAAAAAAAAUGUGCUACAAAAAUUUGUCUUACUGUUAAUUGUAAAAAUUUAUGUAAUGCUUAGGGUAGAUAGAAUUAAGAUUUAACAUAUUUAUUUUACAGUAUGUAUAUUAAUAUUGAAACGUAUUAUCUUAAAUAUCAAAAUAUUUUCAAGAUUUUGGUAUAACUCGUGAAUUACAGAGUCAUGAAGAAUUGUUUCUGUAAUAUGUGUAUGUGAAGAUCGCACCUCUCUUGGCAUAUGGAAUGGUCUAAUCAAAUCCAUCAUAUAGUACUUAUUAUAAACCAUAAGACUAUAUUCUGGUAGAGCAUGGUAUGGAGGUAGAGGGAGUAAUGUGGGAGAUAACAAACAAAUGUAGUUUCAGGUGUAUUUUGAUAAAAGAACAAGUAUUAAUAGAAUUGCUAUCCAAGAAUUCACAUCACAUUGUUCAUGAACUUGUUGGCACAUUGUUUGGAAGACUAUUGGCAUAGUUGCAUAAUCAUAUUAUAUUUUAUAUGCAGAACUUCAAAAUGACAAGAAACGCAACUGAUUUAUAUAUGUGACAGAAAACAUUGUAAUCUUUUGUUAACAUUUGGUAUAAUUUUACAUGACAUAUUUUGAUUUCAACUUCAUAUUAAUUUUACCAUCCAGUCUUUCUGACUAAAUUUUUACUUAGUUGUCCUGUGCCAAAAGUAAUUAAUAAAAAAUCUCAAAAAAUAAUGUAAACGUUGAAAUUCUGGAAAACCUGAAAAUUAAUUAUAUACCUUUCCCAUUUUUGUAUCUAAACACUGUUGUUAUAAAAGUUAGUUUUAAAUAAUUUUUUAAAUAAUUCCAUUUUUUUUAUUUUUUUAUUUCGUUUAAAAUUCACAUCACAUUGUUCAUGAUAUUGUUGGCACAUUGUUUGGAAGACUAUUGGCAUAGUUGCAUAAUCAUAUUAUAUUUUAUAUGCAGAACUUCAAAAUGACAAGAAACGCAACUGAUUUAUAUAUGUAACAGAAAACAUUGUAAUCUUUUGUUAACAUUUGGUAUGAUUUUACAUGACAUUUUUUGAUUCCACCUUCAUAUUAAUUUUACUAUCCAAUCUUUCUGACUAAAUUUUUACUUAGUUGUCCUGUGCCAAAAGUAAUUAAUAAAAAAUCUCAAAAAAUAAUGUAAACGUUGAAAUUGUGGAAAACCUGAAAAUUAAUUAUAUACCUUUCCCAUUUUUAUAUCUAAAGACUGUUGUUAUAAAAGUUAGUUUUAAAUAAUUUUUAAAUAAUUCCAUUUUCUUAAAUUUUUUUUAUUAACCUUAUUUUCAAGGUAUGUCAUCCUGGAAAUCUAUUUUCAAAAUUUGAAUUUUGAUAAUCACCGAAAUUAAUGCUCUACAAAAUGUGAAAAUUUCACAGAAUGUGUCAACUGAAGAAUUUAGUCUUCUUAAGCAGUGUGUUGAUAUGAAAUAAAAUAACAUUUUUUGUUAUUUGAAAUACUAUUUCUCUUAUUUAUUUAUUGUAUUUUCUAUUGCAUUUAUUUGUUAUUUAAACCCCAGCACAUAGUCAUUAAAUUUUAAGCACGCUUUGUUUUAUAUUGUAAUAAAUUGAAUUUAUUUUAUUGAGUAAUAGAAGUUAAUAGAAUUACCCAGUUACAGUGCAGCUACUUUUUGAUGCAUGGUAUCACUGACAAUUUUUUAUUUUCAGUCCU